Messenger RNA from Tetrahymena thermophila SB210, 2133 nucleotides. Its product is annotated as H-type lectin domain protein. NCBI's taxonomy places the organism in Eukaryota, Ciliophora, Oligohymenophorea, Hymenostomatida, Tetrahymenidae. Gene Ontology annotation, molecular function: carbohydrate binding. The record is from RefSeq and is a predicted model, not a curated record. Gene Ontology annotation, biological process: cell adhesion. The transcript is spliced from 5 exons.
AUGGGGGGAAAUAUUAUGUAAACAUUUACUUUAUAAUACAUAUAAUCUAGUUCUUCUUAGUCUGAUAUAAUUGAAUUCGCUCGUUACAAUUCUACUAAUUAUUGUGAUUAAGUUGACUAAACUGCUAAUUUAUCCAAAACCUUUUCCUAAUAAUUCAAUAGUGUUCCUUAAAUUUUUAUUGGAAUUCUCUUCUUUGAUUUAGAUACGACAACUUAAAGAAUUGCCUUCAAUUUUACAGUAAAAAGUGUUAAUUAAAAUCAACUCUCUAUUCAAUUAAAUAAAUAUGGAGUUACAUGCAUAUUUGGAAUCAAAAUAUCAUACUUUGCUACAGUAGAUCAAGAUAAAUUAGGUUAUUAAAGAGGAGUUUAAUGUGCAAUAACAGGAUUUGAUUCAAUUUACUAAAUUCCACCAAGUAGCGAUGCUUCUUAUUCAGAUCGAAACUUAUCUACUACAACAUAAGUUGAUACAUCAAACAACUUUUACUAUAUUUAAAUACAAGCUUCUGAUUUAUCUAAUAAACAACAUCAUAAAUCACAACAAAUUAAAAUUUUUAAAUAAAUCUUGAUUCGUCUUUUACAGGAAAUACAAUCACAUCAUUUUUAGGACUCUAAUAAUUUGACUUGUCCUAAAAUUAAGCUUUAAGAUUAGAAUAUCAAAACUUCAAUUUUUAAAACUGCAAAUCUAGCUCUUAUUAAAUAAACUCAAGCGAUUUAAAAUAAUGUGUUUCAAGGUGUUAAGAUGGUUAAUAUCCAGCUAACUUUCAAACUACUUAAGUGUGUUCUCCUUGUAAUCCAAUUUGUAAAACUUGCUCAAGUUUAAAUGUAUGUACUUCUUGCUAAUCAAAUUAAUUUGUAGAUUCCUCUACUUAGUCCUGUAGCAACUGCGAUACAAACUGCUUAACUUGUUAAAAUUCUUCUACAUAAUGCUUAAGUUGUCCUUAAGGUUGGUUUCUUUACAAUUAAAAGUGUUAUUCAAUUCAACCAUAAGGCACUUAUUGCGAUCAAAAUAAAAUAUGCUAAGAUUGUUAAAGAUCUUACUAAUGCAAUUUUUGUGAUAAUACAUUAUAAAUUUGCAUUAGUUGUAUUAAUUAAAGUUUAUAUUUUUUAAAUGGAGUUUGUUCUAAUAUAUAGCCACCAAACACAUAUUGCAAUUUAUAAAAUAUAUGCCAAAAAUGUCCAGACUCAUGUAAUGGAUGCGAUUUAAAUUUAAAUUGUACAUAGUGCGCAAAUCUAUAAAAUUACUUUUAUUUUGGAAAGUGUCUUUAGUAAUAACCACAAAAUACCUAUUGUAGUGUAAAUUUUGGUUUUUAAAAAUUUUGCUAAAACUGUCAUCCUGCUUGUAGUUAAUGUUUUGGAUAAUAAUUAGAUCAAUGUUCGACUUGCUAGUAGGGAUAUUAAUUAGUUGGUUCUUCUUGUUUUUGUUAACAAGGAUAUGGUUAUAGUACUGUUUCUUAAUAAUGUGAAGCUUGCUAAAUUAGUGGAUGUAUUCAAUGUAGUAAGAGUUUAAACUAAUGUGAAAUGUGUUAAGCUUAAUUUUUAUUAGACUAAGCAUCAGGUAAAUGCUACUGCUCUAACCCUUAAUAGUAUUAUUCAACUGAAUUAUAAUCAUGCUUUUAAAAUAAUAUUCAUUUCUGUAAAGUCUCAUCCAAAUUUUAAAAUACUUGUGAAUAAUGUCAAGAUGGAUAUUACAAUUAUAAUAAAUUACUUUGUAGCUAUUGUGGAAAAUCGAAAUACACAGACUCCUAAAAUUAAUGCAAUAAUGACUGCUAACCUUAGUGUAUAAUAUGCUCAAAUAAAUCAACAUGCCUUCUCUUUUAAGAUGAAGUAAAUUCUAAUACUAAUGGAAAUUUACCAAUUAAUCCAAACUAAAAUAUUUGCCAUUAUAGUUGUGGUUUGUGCAACGGAAGUGGGUAAUCAAAUUGCCUAACUUGUAGCUCAUAAACAAGAGUUUAUGAUAUCUAAUAGCAAACAUGUAAUUGUAAAAGUGGUAGAUUAGAUAAAGGGGAUGCUGAAUGUUAGGCAGCUUUUGACUUUUAAUAAAACUACAUAUAGAUAUUAUAAACUAUCUUUAUAACAUUUUUAAUAACCUAAUCUUCCUUAGUGUUUUCCAAUUAAUUUAGGAAAGCAAAUUUGA